Ctenocephalides felis (cat flea) is the source of this 999-nucleotide messenger RNA. It is a transcript of the gene Rab23, whose product is annotated as ras-related protein Rab-23. The record is from RefSeq and is a predicted model, not a curated record. Lineage: Eukaryota; Metazoa; Arthropoda; Insecta; Siphonaptera; Pulicidae. The transcript has 6 exons. Gene Ontology annotation, molecular function: GTPase activity; GTP binding. Bases 237 to 986 code for a protein of 249 amino acids.
CUUUCUUCGCCCCCGUGGUCAAGGGGUUGAAUGCCCUAAAUUCGUCGAAAGCGUCCGAUCGCGUGCGUCAUAUAAUAUUUACCAAGGUGAUUUCAGUUUAAUUCAGCAAAUUUAUUGAAGUACAUGGAUUUUCUUGUAAUAUAUAAUUCACUAUUUCGCGGACCGUCGACCUGGUCUGUCAGAUAUAUUAAAUAUUAAUUCUUGUGUGUGAUAUUUGCAUAAAUAAUUUUUAAUAAAUGAGGGAACGAGUGUUCGGAGUGAGUUAUCCUGCGUUCAAAAUGCGGGAAGAAGAUUUGGAGAUCGCCAUCAAAGUGGUGAUCGUCGGAAAUGGUGGCGUCGGAAAAUCCAGUAUGAUUCAGCGCUACUGCAAAGGAACAUUUACUAGAGAUUACAAAAAAACGAUAGGAGUCGAUUUCCUUGAACGCCAAAUUGAAUUGGAUGGUGAAGACGUUCGAUUGAUGCUCUGGGAUACAGCUGGUCAAGAAGAGUUCGAUGCAAUCACCAAAGCUUAUUACAGGGGUGCGCAAGCUUGUGUCAUCGCAUUCUCUGUCACUGAUCGCGAUAGUUUCUUGGCAGCAGCAUCGUGGAAAACAAAGGUUGAAAACGAAUGCGGAGAGAUUCCUACCGUCAUAGUCCAAAAUAAAAUAGACUUAAUGGAUCAGAGCGUUGUCACACCAGAAGAAACGGAGCAGUUAUCUCGCAGUUUGAAUUGCCGCCUUGUAAGGACGUCGGUCAAGGAAGACCUGAAUGUUUCCGCUGUUUUCCGCCUACUAGGAGCGCGCUGCGUGCAGGACAUCCGGCAAGAAGAGGCCUUGUGGUCGGGAAAUGGAGACGUACCGGAUCCAUAUUCUGGAAGACACGGAGUUACUAUUAGUGCUUUUAGCCCCACACAUUUGGGAAAAACGAAUGGCACAAUUGUUCUAUCAAGGCCUGGAAAGAAACACAAGAAGAAAAACGUUUUGAGGAACGCAUGUAGAAUUUUAUAAAACUCUAUAAAGU